UUAGCCUAAUCCAGAUUCCAGCGCUAAUUACUUCUCUCUCCCUCUCUCUUUCUCUCUCUUCCCGACAAAUAACGAUUCAAUCUGCUCCCGCCUUCCGCUCUCACCUGUUCGACGAAAUGCCGAGCUAACCCAGGUGGUAGCGAUGAAGCUUUCACUCUGGCUCCGCCUCCCCUUCUCCCUCCUCCCACUCCUCGCCAUUCUCGUCCUCCUCAGCUGCCGCGCUACCAUCCGCCGGACCAUCACCUCUCCGGCCAACUAUGCCACCGCCGUCACCCCAUCUUCAUCUAAUCCUUCUCUCCUCCGCCUCGCUUCAGAUGACCCUUACUCCGAAACCGUGGUGAGGAGCGACGUCGAUGCUCUUCUUUCCGGAAAGCUCCCAUCCUCCUACCCUCGCGCUCCAUUCGUUUGGCGCAGAAGCGCCGCCGAGCUCAAUCGUCCGGAGGUCCGGCGAUCCAUCCUCAACUGGUGGGGAAACCGCCUAUUCCAACCGGAGAUCAUGUCGAAUCUCACCGAUCUCGUAAAAACCCCCCUUGACCACCACGCCGGCCAGUCAAACCCAAACCAUCGAUACGCCUCCUGCGCCGUCGUCGGAAAUAGCGGUAUCCUCCUCAAAUCCAAUCACGGCGACCUCAUCGACGGCCAUGAUCUCGUGAUCCGGCUCAACAACGCCCGCGUCCACGGCUACCACCGCAACGUCGGCUCCAAAACUAACCUCUCCUUCAUCAACAGCAACAUUCUCCAUCUAUGCGCGAGCAGAGAAGGCUGCUUCUGCCAUCCAUACGGUGAAGACGUCCCCAUCAUCAUCUACAUAUGCCAGGCCGUCCAUUUCCUCGACUACGCCGUCUGCAAUUCCUCCCAUAAAGCUCCAUUGUUGAUCACCGACAUCAGAUUCGAUAUGCUCUGCAACAGAAUCGUCAAGUACUAUUCUCUCAAGAGGUUCACCAACUUGACGGGCAAAUCAAUGGAGGAUUGGUCGAAAUUCCACGAUGAGAAGAUGUUUCAUUACUCGUCGGGAUUUCAGGCGGUGAUGUUGGCGUUGGGGAUUUGCGAUCGAGUUAGCGUUUUCGGAUUUGGAAAAUCGGCAGAUUCGAAGCAUCAUUACCAUACAAAUCAAAAGGAGGAGCUUGAUUUGCAUGACUAUGAAGCAGAGUAUGAAUUUUACAGAGAUCUGGUGGAGAGGCCAAAGGUGAUACCUUUCCUUCAGGAUUCUGGGUUUAGUGUUCCUCCUCUUGUUUUCUACCGUUAGAUUUUGAUUCAAUUGAAUCUCUUAAGCUUUUUUAUCUCCUUCCAUUGUGGAACAGAAUUUACAGCUAAAGAAAAACUUGCAACUGUAAAAUUAUUCCAAAGGUCUGAUUUUUUUUCUCUGUAAUUCAAGUUGUCUUUGAAGCUGUAGCAAAAGCAUUUGUAAAAUUUGGCUAAUUUACAGAUGA
Messenger RNA from Dendrobium catenatum, 1430 nucleotides. RefSeq names its product sialyltransferase-like protein 1. Gene Ontology annotation, molecular function: sialyltransferase activity. The record is from RefSeq and is a predicted model, not a curated record. Bases 143 to 1246 code for a protein of 367 amino acids. Lineage: Eukaryota; Viridiplantae; Streptophyta; Magnoliopsida; Asparagales; Orchidaceae. The transcript has a single exon.